UGUUUUGUAGCCGAGUAGCCGAGGGCUGUGGACGGGAGGGGAGGGGAAGGGAGCCGAGGACACGGCUGCAGUGAGCGGCCUCGCCGCCCAGCGACGCCACAGGCCGGGCCAUGGCGGUGCGGAGCAGGCAGCGGGCGGGAGGCAGGAGGCCGCCGGCGGACGGGGGCCCCGGGGCGGCCGGAGACAGCAGCCGGGCGCCGCGGGAGGAGAGCGGGGCGGAGGACAAGAGUCAGGAGAGCAGGAACGGGCAGUCAGUGAAGGUGUGGGCACCUGAGGGAUCAACGGCCUUCAAGUGCCUCAUCUCGGCACGGUUCUGCGCCGCAUUACUCAGCAACCUCUCCGACUGCGAUGAAACCUUCAACUACUGGGAGCCCAUUCAUUUUCUGUUGUAUGGAACGGGAUUCCAGACUUGGGAAUAUUCUCCGGUGUACGCUAUUCGUUCUUACGCUUACCUAUGGCUCCACGUUUUACCUGCCUGGUUCCAUGCCAAAAUCUUGCAAACCAACAAGGUACUUGUCUUCUAUUUCUUGCGAUGUCUCUUAGCCUUCUUCUGCUGUGUUUGUGAGCUGUACUUUUACAAAGCCGUUUGCAAGAAGUUUGGUCUCCACGUGGGGCGACUGAUGUUGGCGUUCUUGGUUUUGAGUACAGGAAUGUUCUGCUCCGCUGCGGCCUUGCUUCCCAGCAGCUUCUGCAUGUACACCACACUGAUCGCCAUGACGGGCUGGUUCACGGAGCGAGACGCGGUGGCGGUGCUGGGCGUGGCGGCCGGAGCCAUCGUCGGAUGGCCCUUCAGCGCCGUCCUCGGGCUGCCGAUAGCAUUUGACCUGCUGAUACUGAAGAGGAAGCUGCAGAGUUUUAUUACCUGGGCAGUUGUGGCGCUCCUGGUUUUCCUGCUCCCUCUGGUGGCGGUGGACAGCUACUACUACGGACGACUGGUGGUGGCUCCGCUGGGCAUCAUUGUCUACAAUGUCUUCACCCCCCACGGGCCCGAUAUCUACGGGACUGAACCCUGGCCGUUUUACUUCAUCAAUGGCUGCCUGAAUUUCAACGUGGUGUUUGUGUUGGCGCUCUGUGCCCUGCCCUUAACCACCCUCAUGGAAUUCCUGCUGCAAAAAUUUAAUGUGCACAACCUUGGCCGUCCGUACUGGCUGACCCUCUCGCCCAUGUACAUCUGGAUCCUCAUCUUCUUCACUCGGCCACACAAGGAAGAACGUUUCCUCUUCCCCAUCUACCCGCUCGUCUGCCUCUGUGGGGCCGUGGCUCUCUCUGCGUUGCAGAAAUCUUAUCAUUUCCUGUUCCAACGAUAUCGGCCGGAUCACUACACUGUCUCCUCCAACUGGCUGGCUUUGGGCACAGUCACCCUGUUUGGAUUCCUGUCUCUCUCUCGCUCAGUGGCUUUGUUCAGAGGUUACCAUGCUCCACUCGACCUGUACCCAGAGUUCCACCGGAUAGCGACUGACCCGACCAUUCACACGGUACCCGAGGGGAGGCCAAUCAACGUCUGCGUUGGAAAGGAGUGGUAUCGUUUCCCCAGUAGCUUCCUCCUCCCCGACAAUUGGCAGCUCCAGUUCAUCACUUCAGAGUUUCGAGGGCAGCUCCCCAAGCCCUUUGCCAAAGGACACAAAGCAACUCAAACCUUGCCUACAGAUAUGAACGACCAAAACCGCGAGGAGCCAUCACGAUAUGUGGACAUCAGGCAGUGCCAUUACCUGGUCGACCUCGACACGGAAUCCGAGACUGAGCGGGAGCCCAGGUACGCCGCAAAUAAAGACGACUGGAUGGUGGUAGCCUACAAACCAUUCCUAGAUGCCACAAGAUCGUCAAAGGUACUCCGUGCUUUCUACAUCCCCUUCCUAUCCGAGCGGUACACGAGGUACGCAAACUACACCAUCCUCAAACCCAAGCGGCCGAAGGCAGCGCGGAGGAAGGUGCGGCGUUAGGACAAUACAGCUGGAAACAAGAGGAAGGGAGGACAUUCGACCAGAGACAAAGACAUCGGUGUCCUUUUGACUUGUCUGUGCUCUGUAUCAUCCCAGUCAACUCAUUGAUGUUUACAUUUCCUGCUGCUCCUGUAUUACUGUGUCCACUGUGCAGACUGACCUUUUCCACCUGUUUGCUGAGGGUUGUUGGCAGUGGGGCAAAUCUCUGACCUGCCCACCACACCUCACCAACAUUGAAAGUGCAUUCCACAAACCAAAUAUUAAAAUGUGUCUGUCCACUCACCCUCACUGCAGCUUAAAUAUCUUCCUCUCUCACCUGUCUUUGCAUCUCUGGCAUUUGGCCAACAAUCUGCCUAUCAACCCCCCCCCACCCCCUCCCAUACUCCACCAAUAUCCUGCCCCACCUCUUUUCCAGCUUUCUUUCCCCCCUGCAAUCAAUCCGAGCAAGGGUCCUAAACGGAAACUUCACCUAUCCUUGUUCUGCUGAGAGACUGCCUGACCCCCCGAGUUACUCCAGCACCUUGUGUCUGAAGAGGGGUCCCGACCUGAAAUGCAACCUAUCACAUUGAAUGGCGGUGCUGGCUCGAAGGGCCAAAUGGCCUACUCCUGCACCUAUUGUCUAUUGUCUAUCUAUGUUCUGCAGAGAUACAGCUUGACCCGCUGAGUACUCCGGACUUUAGUCCUUCUUUGGAAUAAACCAGCAUCUGCUGUUCCUUGUUAUCACAUUCUUCUCUCCCCUUCCCAGACUAAUGAGGAUGUCAUCCACCUGAAACCCUCCUAUACCCACAGAUGCUGCCUGACCUGAUGGCUAUUUCCAGCAUUUUCCGCUUUCAUUCCAGCUUUCCUCUGGUUUGUGUCUGUGUGUCUGUUGUUGUGCUGUUGACGUUUCCCUCUGCAGCAGCAGCAGCAGCAGCCCUCCCUGAAUCCCACCACACGUUGCUCACGUCAACGCCUGCAAGAUGCUCUCACCUGCACAAGGUUCCUCUUUAACCAUGUGACCACAGUUCCUUUACAGCCCAACCAUUGAAAACAAAAUCUAAUGUGAAUAAAAUGAUUUUGCACCCUGC
This is a messenger RNA of Leucoraja erinaceus (little skate), 3007 nucleotides long. It is a transcript of the gene alg9, whose product is annotated as ALG9 alpha-1,2-mannosyltransferase. Gene Ontology annotation, molecular function: alpha-1,2-mannosyltransferase activity. The transcript has 15 exons. Gene Ontology annotation, cellular component: endoplasmic reticulum membrane. Bases 111 to 1940 code for a protein of 609 amino acids. Lineage: Eukaryota; Metazoa; Chordata; Chondrichthyes; Rajiformes; Rajidae. Gene Ontology annotation, biological process: protein N-linked glycosylation. The record is from RefSeq and is a predicted model, not a curated record.